AUGGAUGCAGAAUACGAUGAAACGUCAACGGAUUCGGAAGAUCGAAAGAAGUGGGGACACAAGGAUGUGGAGCACUGGAGAGCCAUGUCCAAUGUGCAUUACUAUGCGAGGUUUGCUCAUUUCUUCGUAUAUACAAAGUCGUGAAUACAGGGAAGGCUACUAUGGAACUGCAAUUCUGGUUUGUGAUGGGCGGCUGGCAACAAUUCAGGAUGCGCCGCUGUCAGUUCUAAAGGGGGUCUGUCUGACUCUUCUGGGCAAAAUCCCGGAAUCGAUCCGCCAACUUGAAGCGUUCUCCUCCGACAAUGAAGUUGCUCUCGGAGCCCUGCAUGCUCUUAAAUGGGCGCACAUGUCGGCCUUCAAUCCAGGUGGCGGUAACAUAAAACGAAAGAUUGACAGUUGUUUUCAGACAAUAAGUCCGUUGUGGAGAUUGAAACGGAAAUAUCUAAGCGUGCCCGCGACGAAAAGACCCCCUACACCUCAUUCGCUUCCGCCGCCGAGGUAACGAUGAUCAUGACUGAUUCUUUGCGAGGGUGCAGUGACGUGAAGAAAAAAAAGAAAAAAAGCCUUAUUCCGCGCGUUUCUGAUGCGUGCCGUCGGACGAAUACUGAUUAAUUUCACUUGAUUUUUUGGAAAUCAGCUCAUUGUGAUGUAAACUAAAAAAGAGAUACAAAAAGCACGCACGAGAAGUCAUUUUUUGGAAAAAGCUAUUUUUCCAGUGGCCUAUAAACAUUUCUGCGAGUUUCUUGUUGCUCUGUUAGUUUUUAUCAUAAUGAACGCAUUCACUAUGACAAUCAGUAUUUCUCCGGCGGCACGCAUCUAAAGUUCCUAAAAAAAUAGCUCGGCGCCCAGGUCUAAAUAACUGGCGUGGCCUAUGCGCCUAGUAUUUCUUGUUCAGCCGACGGAUUCGGCGGAAUCCGUGGCCUAGUAUCCCAGCUCGCGACCCCGGGCCAAAUGAACUAUUAUUUUCCUCGUCGCCCUCGGAAGGAAUCACCGUGCUCCCGUCAUGACGAGCGCGCAUGAUUGCAGGUGCUUUAUUUCGCGGGAGAGUAUCAGAGAGCCAAACAGAUGUUGGAUUUGGCGAGGAAAAGAGCAACGGAGAAGCACGCGAAACACUACUGUCUUCUCGGAUGGAUCGAUUUGGCGCUGGGGAAAAAGCAGAAGUCAACUCAGGAACUAUUCGAGAAAGCGGGAGGACAGGAGUACCCGGAUGGGUCCGUCCAUGCCUUUUCCUCACUUCUAACUCGUUUUUCAUUUCAGAAACAUCGGAAGAUGCAAGAUAUUGGAAGGGCAUCAUUCCGCGCAAGAAAUGAAAGUGGCCGCCAACGAACUGGCCAUCUCGACCAUUCACUUCCUGCCCGGACACAUCGAGAAAGCGAAAGCAAUGAUAAUGUUGAAGGACUGGUACGGAGUGAUGGACUGCAUUGUGCACGCAGAUCAGCCGGAAGGCAGCAAUCCGUACAUCGAAGUGAUCCGCACCGUGCACGGAAUCUGUUUUGCCGGGGAGACUUCCGUUCUGAAGCGGACCCUCCAGUUGCUUCUCAAGAGUCUCGAUGAGAACGAGGCGAGCAAUCAUGCUCUCUACGCUCGAAUCACCAAGAUGAUUGUCUCAAUUUGCGGUAAAGAAGACAAACUUUUGAGAUAUGCCAGGUAAGAAAAUAAGCACGAGGAAAGGUAGAGCCUUGAUUAUUCACUUGCUAGAGAUUUCCUGACCCGUUCAAUGAAAAUCACUCGCAAACCCGAAUACGUAGCACUUUCCCUUCGAAUUGCGUUCGGACUCGGGGACGCGAAGGAAGUCGCGACGCUGUCCUCGGAGCUCGUCGCGUUGGAUUGCGAGGACCCGUACGCUCUGAUGUCUAGCGUCAUUUCCAUGCUCAUGAUCAGCAGAGUCUCCGAUGCCCGUGCUCAGUUUGAUAUUCUUCCCUCGGCUCAUCCGAAACUCAUGGAGUCACCCGUAAGUUUGCGAAGACAAAGAAAAUCGCAGUUAUGUUUAUUUGCAGCUUUACUACCUUGUUGCGUGUGUUUUGGCAAAGCAAAGCAAUGACAAAUCAUUUGAAAACUUCCGCCAACACGUUGAGAAUUUGAUUGAAAUGCUGAGGAACCAACUGCAGUCGCACCCGUUUGGCAUCGAGUAUCUCAGCCUUUUCAGUACGGAUCUUCUCUAUUCGGCAGUUGAGCAGUGCAUGGAUUUCUAUCCUCUUGUCCCUGUGAAAGCGCCCGAUGAGUGCUUGAAGCUGACUGCAAAAACCCUCCAAAUGAUAAUUGACGUGGCGCCGGGAUUGGCGCAUUGUGCCUUGCAGUUGGCGAGGAACAAUUACUUGGGAUCGAACACGAACGGAGCGGAGAAGUGGAUCGACAAUGCUCUGGAGAAAAAUGACUCUCUCGCGGAUGCGCAUAUUCUCAGGGCUCAGCUGAUAAUGGACAGAGGCGGACAGCUCCAAGAUGCGGACGACGCACUCGUCACCGGCCUCAAUUUCAACUUCAAACUCCGAGAGACUUCUCUUUAUCAUCUGAUCAAAUCAAAAACGUAUAAGAAAAGGAACGAGAAUGACGAAGCGAUCAAGACUUUGAAAAUGGCGCUGCAGAUACCAAAAAAGGAUGUUUCGAACAAUUUGUUCUUGCCAAAGGAAUCAGCGGACACGCACAAGAUAUCAGUGCAGUUGGAGUUGAUCGAAACACUUCAGCAAACGAAGAGAAUCGUUAGUUUCAAUAUGAAUUCACGUAUCCUUUUAUUGCCUUCAGCAAGAAGCCGAGAACACAAUGGCAGACGCAUUGGCAGAAUGGGCGGGAACUCCGGAGCAAGACCAGCUCGUGAUCGCCCAGGCACAGUUGUAUUUGAGCAAAGGACACGUGGAAAGAGCCCUCGGAACACUGCGAAACGUUCAGCCGGGACAGUCGAACUUCCACUUGUCACGAAUAAAAAUGGCUGAGAUCUACCUGGACGAAAAGAAGGAUAAGCGGAUGUUUGCAGCUUGUUACAGGUACAAAAUGGAUUGGGAGGACUUCGAUGAGUUGUUUCUUUCAGAGAACUUUUGAAAGUGGAAGCGACGCCCAACUCGUAUUCCCUUCUUGGAGAUGCGUUUAUGAAAGUGCAAGAGCCCGAAGACGCCAUAAACUUCUACGAACAGGCACUGAAAAUGCAGUCGAAGGACAUUCAAUUGGCAGAAAAGAUUGGGGAGGCGUACGUGAUGGCGCAUUUGUACUCGAAAGCCGUCAAUUUCUACGAGUCCUCGAUGAACAUUUACAAGGACAAAAAAAUGCGUUUGAAAUUGGCAAAUCUUCUUUUGAAACUGAAAAACUAUGAGAAAUGCGAGAAAAUCCUGCGAGCACCACUGGACAAAGAGCCGGAACCGAUAGACGCGGAGACAAUUCGUUCGCACAUUCAGCUGCUCUUUUCGCUCGCAGAGUGCCACGAAAUGAUGAACAAGAUUCCGGAAGCGAUGAAAGACUUUGAGAGGUGAGUUCGAAUGUGAAAGAUUCAUUUAAUGGCUGGAAUUCAGGGCCAAAGCUCUUCACGGUCGAAUAAUGGAAAAAUCGAGCAGUAUUUUAGUGAAGAAGGAGGCCGCCCGGAUCCGUUGCCUCCAGGCGGAAGUCUUGUACCGCAGAAGAGAUCUUGCAGAGGCCACUGUCGUUUGCAAAAACGCAAUUGAGUAUUACGAAACUGACCUGAAUUCAAAUAUUUUGCUGAGCAGAAUAUUAAGAGACGAAAAUCGAUGGCACAAUAUUACCCAACCGUGCCUUGUUGUUCUUCAAAUAGAUCCGCAAAACGAUGAAGUGAAUGCGGUGAGAUUGAAAGAGUAUCAUCAUUCUUAUUAAUAAAUGUAACCACGGGUUCGUCUGUUUACAUCUCCGAAUGUCCGAACACUUUUUUUUUCAUUUUUAACAAAAUAGUAGUUACGGGAAAAAGAAGAAAUUAACAUGUGAACUUUCGAACGGGUCUAAGAAACAAACAAGCGGCGGAGUCGCUUCCUAGCGUUAGCUCGCCCGCGCAGCCGACCCCGGUCUUAAAAGCCUUGCCUAAUCAUAUUCUUUCAGAUCAUGGCCGACUAUUAUUACAUGAAAAGUGAAUCAACCAAAGCGAUCCUGAGUUAUUUACACCUUCUGAAUGUGAAUGCUCGUGAGUUCCGCACUUUUUAGUUCUGAGGCUUCACCGAAUCAAAAUAAAUUAGCACUGCAGAUGGUUCUGAUGCAGCGUAGCCUCUUUUAUUUUAAAUAAACACUUCGUUUUUCAGUCAAUUGGCACGCAUUAUCCCGAGUUAUCGAGUUGUUCUGCCGCUCUGGAGAAACUGAAACCGCCGAGAAACAUCUGAGGUAUCCCUCAUUUGCAUCGAUCAUUUUUAUUAUUAUAACCUUCGAUUUCAGUCUGGCUUUUCAACAAUUGAAUCAAAAACAAAAGGCGCCGGCUGGAUUCUAUUAUUGUCGAGGACUGUAUGAAUGGUUUACCGGAGAUCAAAACGAGGCGCUUCGGCUGUUUUCGCGUGCAAACGGAGACAUUAACUGGCUGGAGAAAGCCACCUACAACAUUAUUGAGAUCUGUUUGAAUCCUGAUAAUGAGGUCAUUAUAGACGAAAACACUCUGGACAAUCCGGAGAGCUCGUAAGUCUCCUACACUUUACGACUAUUACGAAGAAUGUCAUUUUUCAGAUUUGCGGAGCAAGCGAACGAUGAGAAAGGAUUCGCGCAGUCGUUUCUGAACAAACUGACUCGGAGAGACGAGAGAUAUGAGUUGGCGGAAGCGUUCAUUCAAUUGCACACGACCAACAAAGACGACAUCCAGAAGGCAUUGGACACGUUCUCGAAGAUGGCGUACGAUGCCGAUCAGAAAAUAAGAAGCGUUGCAGCUGUUUAUGGGAUGGCGAAAGCCUACAUGCUUCUAAAACAGAGACCGAAGGCGAAGGCUCUCCUGAAGAUCGUGACAACAAAGUUGUGGACAAUCGACGAAGCGUCCUACUUGGAAAAGUGCUGGCUCAUGAUGGCGCAGAUUUACAUCGAUCAGAACAAAACGGAAAAUGCGCAGACCUUCUUGGAUAUUGCUCUGAAGCACAACGUGAACAGUUUGAAAGCGUACGACUUGUACGGAACUAUGAAAGAAAAAGAGCAGAAGUACGUGGAAGCCUACAAGCAAUACGAGAAGGCGUUCCUGGCGACACGGGAGAAGAGCCCGUUGUUCGGUGAGAACAGCUACCAACCACGGAGCACUUACGAACGUUUUUUCAGGUUACAAGCUCGCAUUCUGUUAUCUCAAAUCCAAAAAGCUGUUCAUGUGCAUUGAAACAUGUCAGAAAGUGCUCGACGAGAAUCCACAUUACCCGAAGAUCAAGAAGGAGAUCAUGGACAAGGCGAGGAGCCUCAUCAGAACUUGA
Molecule: messenger RNA, 5360 nt
Organism: Caenorhabditis sp. 36 PRJEB53466
Lineage: Eukaryota; Metazoa; Nematoda; Chromadorea; Rhabditida; Rhabditidae
Source: the annotation of a GenBank genome assembly